This is a messenger RNA of Lates calcarifer (barramundi perch), 7956 nucleotides long. Its product is annotated as CREB-regulated transcription coactivator 2. The record is from RefSeq and is a predicted model, not a curated record. Gene Ontology annotation, biological process: positive regulation of transcription by RNA polymerase II; protein homotetramerization. Lineage: Eukaryota; Metazoa; Chordata; Actinopteri; Centropomidae. The transcript is spliced from 16 exons. Bases 59 to 2569 code for a protein of 836 amino acids. Gene Ontology annotation, cellular component: nucleus; cytoplasm. Gene Ontology annotation, molecular function: cAMP response element binding protein binding.
UCCCCUCUCUGGUGAAAAUCAUUCCACUACGUCAAGUCGUCCCGUCCGCUCGGUGAAGAUGUCUGCGACGGGUACAGGCGGCUGUGGACCCGGACCCGGACCCACCUCGGGCACCGGGUCCGGGGCUUCAAACCCCCGAAAGUUUAGCGAGAAGAUAGCGCUGCACACCCAGCGGCAGGCCGAGGAGACAGCCGCCUUCCAGGAGGUUAUGAUGGACAUCACCUCGACCAGGCUUCAGGCUCAGAAGCUCCGUCUGGCCCGGAGUCAGGGUCCGUACUACGGCGGCUCGCUACCCAACGUCAACCAGAUCGGCAGGAACCCGCAGGACUUCCAGGGCUCCUUCCCCUCCACUCUGGAGUCCAACCGGUCGACUCGGCAUCACGGUCUGGUGGAGCGAGUCCAGAGGGACCGGCGUUUCAUCUCGCCGGGCCGACCGUACCGCAACCGACAAGUGGACAGCUCGCCGUACAACUCUGCCUACCUGUCCCCGCCCCCUGACCCCAGCUGGAGAAGGAAUUGGUCCGGAAACUUCCCCGGGGAUAAAAGCCAGUUGUUUCGUCUCCCCACCACUGCACUCAACAGGACCAACUCCGACUCAGCCCUCCACACCAGUGUAAUGAACCCUCCCACAGGAGACCCCUUCACCACGGGAGGACCCACCUUCACCCCCCAGAGCACCAGACGCACCGGUCAAAGCGACGGAGAGGGCAGAAGAAUGUUUCCGUACCCAGUUCCUCCCAUUGAAGAGAAUGUGUUGGACGAGGGGAAACUGCUCAAACCCUGGGACACCAAGAAGUUGCCUCUGUUGUCGUCCCGACCCAAGUCCUGUGAAGUCCCUGGCAUCAACAUCUUUACGUCCCCGGAGCAGCCGUCCACGCCGGCUCACGGCGUCCCCUCGGCUCUCAACACCGGCGGCUCGCUGCCCGACCUGUCCAGCCUCCACUUCCCCUCCCCGCUGCCCACGCCGUUGGACCAGGACGAGCCGGGCUACCCAGGAUCUUCCUCCCUGAGUGGGGGCAGCAGCACGGGGAACCUGGCCUCCACCCUCACCCAGCUGGGCAUCAACGCCGCCAACGCGACGGGGGGCAACGGCAACUUCCAUCACCACACACCAGGUCUCCUGGCGUCUCUACAGAGCACGCUCAGUAACCCCUCCCUGCAGUCGUCGCUAAGCAACCCCAACAUCCAGUCGUCGCUCAGCAGCCACUCCUUCUCCAACUCCCUGAGCUCCGCCUCCCUGCACUCGUCGCUCAGCAACCCCUCGCUGCAGUCGUCCCUCAGCUCCUCCCCCUCCCUGCCGUCCUCCCUCAGCAGCCAAUCGCUGCACUCCUCCCUCAGCAACUCCUCCCUCCAGUCGGCGUCCAGCGGUAACCCCGGCUACAGCAGCGGCGGCGGCUCCUGCUCCUCCUCCUCCUACUCGCCGCUGCUCGGCGGACAGGGUCAGCCGUCGCUCAGCACGUCGCCGCGGAGACGGGCGCAGCUGUCCCCGCUCAUCCUGCCCAUGGGAGGGGAGUCACGGAGGCAUCACUCCAAACAGUUCUCCCCCACCAUCUCCCCCACCCUGUCCUCCAUCACACAGGGCGUCCCUCUGGACACCAGCAAACUGCCCCUGGACCAGAGGCUUCCUCCGUACCCGCUCAGUCAGUCCCACCAGCACCAGCCGGGCUCCCACCAGCCUCUCCCCGGUCUGCCUGGCUCCCAGCCCGGCCAGCAGCCUCCACCUCCGCUGGGUCACCACCAACAGCUGCACCGCCUCCAGCAGCCGCGGCCCAACGCCCAACAACAACAACAGCAGCAGCAGCAGCAGCAGCAGCAGCAGCAGCAGCUCCACCUGCAGAACCUACGCAACCAGCACAUGCAGCAGCACUUUGGAACGCAACAGAGGCCGAUGGGACCGCACAUGAACACGACGAACACGUCGCUGAUAAAGAGCGAGGGCGGGUUGGAUCAGUGCGUCCAGAGCUCGUCGUCCUCUCAGUGUCAGGUCAAACAGGAAGCAGAGCAGCAGCAGCAGGUGGAGCAGCAGCAGCAGCAGCAGCGAGUCGGCGGCCUCCCGCAGCUCCAACAGAUCAGCCACAACCUGGCCACGGACCUCUACAACGAUGCCUUGUUCAACUCUCUGCUGGACGACCCGUACCUGAGUCUGCAGCUCACCGGCAAAUCCAACCAGCAGUUCACGGCUGAAAACCAGGGCGACGGUCUGUCCCUGAACCACAGCGGUCUGAGCUGCGGCAGCACCGACAAGAACCAGUUCCCCUCCAACACCCAGGGGCCCCUGGGCCUGCAGGACCCCGGAGACCAGCAGCUCCUCAACAACCAGAACCAGAACUACAGCGGCGGCGACGGACGACACAACGUGCCCAACAUCAUCCUCACAGGAGACUCUCCCCCAGGUCUGUCCAAAGAGAUCGCCAGUGCCCUGUCCCACGUCCCCGGCUUCGAGAUGGACCCCUUCUCCCUGGACGACCCGCUCAGGAUGGACCCCCUGGCUCUGGACAUGCUGGACGGCGACCUGAUGCUCGCCGACCCGGCCGUGGAGGACUCCUUCCGAUCCGACCGGUUGAAGUGAUCCCUCCCCGCCACCGCUCGGUGGGGAAAAGGAGACAGACGCCACCCGGGCGGAGGUGGAGAGGACGCCGCCCACUCACCACUCCCCCACCCACCCCCUCCCCUGCAGAGCGAGGCGAGGAUCGGAUGUAACUCGGGGAAUCUCUUCUUUGGACGUCCGGGAAGAGACGGACCUGAGGUUUGGGUCGUGUGUCGGGACGAACUGAAGGAGGGGGAGCUUUUAUCCGUCGAAGGCACUUAACUGAAAAACGCUCUUGCAAAUGCUUGAAGUCAAGAAAAAAAACCAAGUUGCUUCUCUUUUUCGGCAUUAGCUUGUACGAGUCUUAUCUGCAUGUUAAUGAAAAAUGCACUCGCAGGAAUGAAACGCUCGCGUGCCUGACGUCGGCUUCGUGUAAGAAAAAAAACAAACAAACCAGCAACUCGCUUGGAAGAUCUUGAAAAGCAUUAUGCAUCUUGACAGACCUUCUUGAGCUUUCUGACUGUUUCCUGUCGUCCUGCUCCGCCGGCAGACGUGUCGGCCAUCACUCCGCAGGAAGGACGACCUGUCGUUUGGUCUGUUUCCCUCUAAACUGCCAUGAGGCCAACGCUUUGGCUUUCUCUGCUUUAUCAGCCACUUUGACAGGAGCUUAGCCAUGACUUAGAGAUUUAUAUAUCUGGAAAAACAAAGCAGUCACAGAUGUCAAGUGUAAGAGAUUCUCCUCAGGCCUCACUGGUCUGUUCUCACCUGCAGAAAUCAGUGGAAGGUUUGAGUGUGUGUCGAGAUUAAAACCCCCCAACCUGCUGCUUCUGUUCAGGUCAUAACGUUACAGAUCAAAGCAGCUUUAAAACAUUAGAUCACGCUGUGAUCACACAGGGCGCUCGCUCAGGACCUCCAGGCUCCGACCCCGUCACUCCCCCGAGACGCUGCAGGGGUGAUUUUCAACCCUGUGGCUGAGGGAGAGAUGAGGAAGUUUCCUCAGUUUAAAAAGAGUAAAGGUCUUUUUGCAAAUGUCAAACACUCGCUCUGGAAUAUUCAGGAGCUGAAGCUCCACCACGUCUGGAUGUGUGAAUUAAUUGCUUUAGAAAAACGUCCCCCAGAGUGAAAAGGCCAGACCAGAUCGAGUCCAAGUCCAAGCAGUUCCUCUGAGAUCAGAGUCCAAGUGGAGACCAAGAUAAGUUCAGUCAUUCAGGACUGGUUCAGAAAGUAAAAUAUUUCUACUAAAGAUAAAACGAAGAGAGAGCUGAGUUUGGUCUGAGACUGAAACGAGCCGCAGGUCCAGGACGAUUUAAAAACCAUCUGACGUCCUGAGAGCGCCCCGUCUGAUCACAGACCAGCGUCACUGUUACACCUUCACCGAGCCGCGAUCUGAGGCCUGAAACGAGGAGGACAUCGUGUUUUUACGCUCCUGCGUUCUCGGCCCUGACGCGUGUCGCUCGGUGGCGGCGUGUUUCAGGCUUCAGACGGCGGCCGGUGUUUCUGAAUCUGUGGCUGUGGAUUCAGUCGUGUUUCAGCCUCGUGUGCCUGCUGUCUGUCUGUCUGUCUGUCUGUCUCUCUGUCUGUCCGUCCGUCCACAUUCCCUCUAACAGAGAGAAAUGUUUAGUGUCUUGCUGAAGAAGAAUGCGCUGACAAUACAUCGGAUGCACUUGCCUGUAGUUAUAUCUCUCUCUAUAUAUAUGUAUGGAUCGGCUGCGUUUGUAAUUGAUGAUUAUGCAUUGCAGUGGUGGAGACGAAUGUGUUGGAUGAAUCGAGCCCCGACGUCGCUCGUCUGCGCUGAAACGUUCGUACGGCGGCUUUAGUGCAGCUUCCCCUCAGGCUUUAAAGCUUUAUCGCCCUUUCAGGUCAGGAUUUUAAAGGGCAGUUCCACCAAGUCCUGAAAAAUGACGAACCCUCUGUUCACGUAAAAUAUAAAGAGUCGGAGUCAGCUUUUAAAUCCAUAAAACUCAACUCAGCUGUUUUCUAAAGUCACUCAGCAACAAUAGAAGUGUCUGACAUGGAAGGAUUAAUAAAUGAAAGCAAGAAAACAACAAAUAAAAUCAGAUCAAAUCAGUUUUAAAGAAGGAAAACAAAUAAAAUGACACUUUAAACGGUUAAAAGUAAAGGAUUAAAGACAGAUUAAUUCAGUUACAGGUCGAAUCAUGAUUGUAAUUAAUUAUAUAAAGAAGUUUUUAGAGAUGAUUGAAGGCAGACUGAGGUUUCUGCUCUGGUAAGCUGUGACAGAGGGGCUUAUGGGAAACAGUGUUCUUUAAAGGUUUCUAACAGCACAACCGGAUGUGUUUUUUUAAAACGAUUUUUAAUGAAUCUGGAAGCUUCAGUUCGACUUUUUUUAUCUUCACACACAGAAAAAUAUUGAUUAUUGAAAAUACAAUCCUGCGGCAUCAAACACGCUCAUUUAAACGCUCACUUCCUGCACCUUUGUCACCAUGAAAAUGUUGUUUAUCAAAACACGAUGAUCGUCUCCUCGCAAAAUAAAAUAACUCUAAUUUGUAAAUUCUAAAUGCAGUUUUUGGUGGCACUGCCCUUUAAUUCACCCCCACACAGUCACUGUGAUUGACAGCCCUUAGCCCCGCCCUCUCUGCCUGCACUUCCUGCGUCUGCAGCGGAGCAUACUAACGUAUUUUUGUGUAACAAAAGUUUAAACAACAAAAAAAUUAUUAAUAUUAAUAUUCUGACUUAUAAAGAAGUUUUAUUUUUUAAUCCAAAGUGGUCUAAAUCUGUAUGUAUAUAAUUUCUCAGAUGCUAUCUUUAAAAAAAACAAAAAUAAAAAAUAAAAACAGUAUAUUUAAGAUGAGAGAAGAAAAAAAAACAGCUUGUAGACGUUGGAGAGUUUUUGAACAACAGCUUGUGAAUUUAGCUGCAUGUGUCUGUGUGAGUAUUUACAUACAUGUUGUCUUGUUCCUCCACUCUGGAAAUACUGUCAUGAAUUUUCUCUUAUGGUCAGUGGCUUCAAAUCUGAAAUCUUCUUGUCUUUCUCUGUCAGAGCGUCCGGAUUUAUCAGCUGUUUUUCUUCAGUUCGUCGAGUUACUGACGGAUCAGAGGAGUCGUUCUGAUCCGAGCAGAGAAAUUGGUUUUGGUUGUGGUUUUUUUUGGUUCCUCUCAUGAAGAAAAAUCUAAAUUUUCUACCCUGAAGCUCAACUGGUAGAUGUUACACUGUGCUCUUAUUUUGAAGUGCAUUUCCUGUGAAGGUCUGGGAAGUUCUGGAAGCCAGUUUAAGGUCUGAAAAUUCUGGAAAACUCAGGAGAAGUAAAAGUUUAUUAGACGGGUUUUUAGCUUUAAUGCCGCUAAAGGUCAAAGGUCAGAGGUCUUGUUUGAUCAGGUGAAACGAUUCGUGUGCCUGAAGCUGCAGGUCAGAGUGGGUGUGUUGAGGUGAUGCAGACAGGAAGACAAUCACAAACAAACUGAGGGCUGAGGAGAGGUGAGGAAAGUGGAGUUGAAGUGUGACGGCUCCCCCUGCUGGUCAGUCCAGGCUACUGCAGCUGCAGAGUCACUGCAGGUUCAGAGACGUCCCAGGAUAAAAUAAAUCUCCAGUCGUCUGCACUGUUUGACCUCUGAAUCAUCUCCUGUGGACACUUACAGUUACAGAAGAGAAGAAAAAGCUGCGUUUACCUGCAGUGUUUUCAAGAAAAAGAGUCUGGGAAUCGAACCACCAACCCUCCGAUUACAGGACUAGAGAAGCAGUCCUUAUUCUAGAGUUUCUUAUUCGACUGAGGUGUUUCUGAACCUUUGAGCUUCUCUGACGUAAAUAAAAAGCCAUCUGAUAGCAGUCGUGGUGGGGUGGGAGGUGAUCGUACGAUGUUUUCAGGGCGAGUUAUCGGGACGUUGGUCGUCUGGUUUCGAGGUUCGUCCAGUCGGCGCCGGCAGCCGACGACAUGACACAGGAGGUGUAAAGGAAGAAGAGUCGAUCGUGUCUGUCGUUGUUCUGAUGAAACCAGGAGGUGAGGAGGAUUUUAUCACUGCAGCCAUGUUGGAUGAAAAUGUUACAGUUUGCUCUCCGUUACAGUCUGAAUCUAAGAGGUUGGAUGUGAUUGUGAUGUUUGAUGAUCAGGUUUCCUCUGAUCAAUCAGAUCAAUACAUCAGCAGUUUAUAAUUCAACAAGCUCCUGCAUCCUGCAUCUUUUUGUUCCAUAAAUAUCACCUUUUUAAAUUUAACAUGCUAACUCACUUCCUGGUUUUAGGGUCAGUGCUGCAGCUCUCUGUUGACCCACAGUACUUUGCAGUUAAGGUGACAUCUAGUGGUCAUAGUGAUAAUAACAGGAACAAAAUAGGUGACGUAGAAAGUUGACGUUCGGAGGAGGUUGUGGUUUUCUUGAACAUAACCGAACUGACGUUAACGACUGAUUGGGAACGACUGAGUUGGAGUCACUUGUAAUAUCAGGGUUAUUUUCUCUGACUGGACCAGAACCAGAACCAGGACCAGGACCAGGAAUCUGAUUUUUAAUGAGUAAAAUCUUCUGGAGUGACUCGACUCUUCACCUUCUCUCCUUCCUUUCUUUUCUUUUCUUAGAAACACUGACUCUCGUUUUUAGUAAAUCCCUUUAAACAAGCAGAAGCUGCACUGGAAAAACCUUAUUUGACCAAACAUCUUUGCAGAGUUUUAUCUUCAGGACAGAGUUAGUCGAAGUGAAAUGAAGAAUUUCUGAACUGAAACGUGUCGGAUUAAAGACGUGGAUGGAAAAGAGCAAAAAAUCAGAUGUAGACGAGUGAAUGUGAAUGUGAAAGAGAUCAAAUCAGUGGGCAGCAGGAGAGAAAAUAUCUUUAAUUUCUGUCUUUUCUUAAUUUAAAAAGUAACUUUUAAAAGCAGAAUAAUUUUAUUUUUUCGCUCAUUUUUAUAAAAACAGGCGUCGCUCAGAAAGAUCAAAGAAUCAGACACAAAGUUUUAAAAAUCAUCCUUUCCUGUGUUUUCCUGUGUUUGUUUCAUCCUCUCCACCUGUGUGUGUCUGUGUUGUUGUUAUGCAAUAAACCUGUUGUGAGCUAACAUGCAGUUCCAGACUCUGCCAGUAGGGGGAGCUGUUGACCAGCGAGGUAGAGUGAGUGUGUGAGUGUGAGUGUGUGUGCAGAUUAGGGAUCAGUUAAAGGCCAUAUUUCAUAUUUUUUCAUAUUUUUUAUUGAUGUAUAUUAAUUUCUCUCAUGUUAUUAAUGUUAUUUGUUAGUUUUUUUUUGUUUUUGUUUGUUUUUAGGCUCCAGAGAAUAAACUGAGCGUCCCGCGUCCUCUGCUUUGUAUUUGAAUAAUAAUUUUUGUUUUUUGUCGUCACUCAGAUUUUUAUUUGAACUUUGUAAUAACCAGGGAAUGUCGAGUGUGUUGUACAUAUUAAUGUUUUCAAACCAGAGGUGCUUCUGAAGCUAACAGGAGAGAUUUUUAAAGAGACUGUACCUUCACAUUAUUUUCCAGAAAAUAAACAAAUGAAACCUGGA